AUGUCUUUCCCUUUCUUCUCUUUGGGCUUUGCCCCUCGCUCUCUCACCUUCCCGACUAGCAACGUUGUCAAGGCUAUCGCCAUUGCGUCGCUCGCCGCGCUGUCGGUCAAGAUGAUCCUCAACACUGUCCUGCCCUCGCAGGCCGACGACGAUCAUGAGUGUCAUCCCGUUGAUGACAAGGUAUGUCUGCUCACUCACAAGGCCUCUGCUGACGACAUCGAUGCUGACCACCUUACCCAGGCUGGUCAAGAUGCUGAAUUGCCCAAGAACAACAUGUCUACCACUUCUCCUAGCGCUGAUGCUACCGACAUUAUCGCCGAUGAAAGCGCUUCUCAUACCACCGAGCUCGCUGUCGCCCCCGAAGAUGUCAAACCCAGCAAAGACGUCGAAAUUGCCGACGACAACAUAGCCAUGCAAGGCGCCGACAGCACGGAGAUCGUCCCUGACACUAAGGAAGCCUGCCCCACUCAGCUCGAAAACGCUCCUGAGAUUGUUAUUUCGACUCAGGCUACUCCCAUCGUCGAAACCAAGAAGCCCGCUAUCAAGUCAUCGAAUGGGGUCCGCUCGUACCGCCACUCCUUCCCCGCUGCUGACAUCGUGGAAAUUGUUGAGAUUGCCCCCGAGCAUAGGGCAGUUCGUUCUUACCGCCAUUCGUUUCCAGCUGCCGACAUUAUCGAGGUGGUUGAGGUUCCGUCCAGGCAAGCGACGGUCAUUGCCUCGCCCAUUCUGAGUAACACCAACACGGCUAUGCUUGUCAAUGAGGAAAAGAGCACAGCCUCAAGCGACGCUGCUCCUAAGGCUGAAGAAGUCAUUCUCAACCAUACUCGCAAGGAUUCUACUGCGUUAGUGACCCUACAAGAAUCCCUCCUCUACAAUGGAAAAUCGCUAACUUAUUACAGGACCAAUUUCUCCACUGAAAGCAGGAAGACUGCUAACAGCGAGUCGCCUUCAACUGGCCCUGGUACUCCCGACACCAAUUACUCAGCCCCCAAUGUUGAAGCCGCCAGCCAGAUUACCCCUGUUGGUAAUAAGAAGUUCGAACACUCUCAGAACCAUGAAGACGAUGCGACCACCCUUUCUCCGGUCGACAAUUCCCCCUCCAAGUGGUACGACUUCUCCCACUUGUCGGCCGAGGAGAUGGCCAAUCUAGACACCAUCAUUGUGAUCGAGCGCCCGGACACCAAGGUCAGCUACACCCAGUUAACAUGCGGCUUCUGGUACCGCUUGGAUGAAGACGAAAACCCUGUGAUGAUGAGUCAAUCAGAAUAUGAGGACCUGCUGGCUUGGUUCGCUAGCUUUACGGAAGAGAAAGAAAAGUCCAAGGCUCCCCCUCCCAUUGUCCUCGUUACCGACGAAGAGGGCAACGAGUUCCUCGCGGAGGAGAUUGACGAGACCAGCUCCGAAUCGCAAGUUUUGGAUCUUCAAGAUCGUCCUGAGCUCGGAGUUAAAUACGUCCUUCUCACAAACGGCUACUGGCACUACCUCAACGAGGACACCACAACUGCCAAGCCAAUGACUGAAGGCGAAUACGACGAAUUCGUCUUCUGGCUCCACGACAACGAGAGACUCGAGCAGGAGGAGUCUACCAGCCAGGAUGUCAAGGGCAUCGAGCUACUUACCUACGCCGACGAACCCAUCAACGACAAUUAUCCUGACAACUCCCAAGAACUAUCCGAGCUCGAACAGUGGGAGGAAGCCAAGUACAUUGGCCCCAACUUGAACAUCGUCGGACUCAUCGACCACCCCGAUGGCAACAAACAAUUCGCCAUCGGCAACGACGAUGCCGUUUAUUGGCUGAUUGAUGGCAUGUUUUGUCCUCUGGACGAUGACGAGCUCGACCGCUUCCACCGAUGGAGGGACGGGGACAACAAUGCUCUGCAUGAGCCUAUCGAGCAGUUGGAGAGACCCAAGGGAAGGAUGAGCAAGUGGAAGGCUCCAAAUCUGGACGCCAUCUGUGAGGAGGACGAAGAAGACUUGGCCGAAGAGGCGGCGGAGGAGUACGAGGUGAAGAAAUGGGACAAGUGGGGCUUGUACACCAUUGAGGAGGUUGAGGAACAGGAGGAGGAGUAUUCACUAUGGUGA
Messenger RNA from Neurospora tetrasperma FGSC 2508, 2082 nucleotides. RefSeq lists its product as uncharacterized. The transcript has 2 exons. The record is from RefSeq and is a predicted model, not a curated record. The coding region runs from base 1 to 2082 and encodes 693 amino acids. Lineage: Eukaryota; Fungi; Ascomycota; Sordariomycetes; Sordariales; Sordariaceae.